AUGUUGCCAUCCCAACAUUACCUCCCACUUCACUGACCAGUGCCACUACUGACCAUCUAGCACCAGCCACAACGGGACCAUUGCCUUCAGCUCCUCGGGAUGUCGUGGCCUCCCUGGUCUCUACCCGCUUCAUCAAAUUGACGUGGCGGACACCUGCAUCAGAUCCUCAUGGAGACAACCUUACCUACUCUGUGUUCUACACCAAGGAAGGGAUUGCUAGGGAACGUGUUGAGAAUACCAGUCGCCCAGGAGAGAUGCAGGUAACCAUUCAGAACCUAAUGCCAGCGACUGUGUACAUCUUUAGAGUUAUGGCUCAAAAUAAGCAUGGCUCCGGAGAGAGUUCAGCUCCACUGCGAGUAGAAACGCAGCCUGAGGUUCAGCUCCCUGGCCCAGCACCUAACAUUCGUGCAUAUGCAACCUCGCCUACCUCCAUCACUGUUACAUGGGAAACACCAGUGUCUGGCAAUGGGGAAAUUCAGAAUUAUAAAUUGUACUACAUGGAAAAGGGCACAGAUAAAGAACAGGAUGUUGAUGUUUCAAGUCACUCUUUCACCAUUAAUGGGUUGAAAAAAUAUACAGAGUAUAGUUUCCGAGUGGUGGCCUACAAUAAACAUGGUCCUGGAGUCUCCACACAAGAUGUUGCUGUUCGAACAUUGUCAGAUGUUCCCAGUGCUGCUCCUCAGAAUCUGUCCUUGGAAGUGAGAAAUUCAAAGAGUAUUAUGAUUCACUGGCAGCCACCUGCUCCAGCCACACAAAAUGGGCAGAUUACUGGCUACAAGAUUCGCUACCGAAAGGCCUCCCGAAAGAGUGAUGUCACUGAGACCUUGGUAAGCGGGACACAGCUGUCUCAGCUGAUUGAAGGUCUUGAUCGGGGGACUGAGUAUAAUUUCCGAGUGGCUGCCCUAACAAUCAAUGGUACAGGCCCGGCAACUGACUGGCUGUCUGCUGAAACUUUUGAAAGUGACCUAGAUGAAACUCGUGUUCCUGAAGUGCCUAGCUCUCUUCACGUACGCCCGCUCGUCACUAGCAUCGUAGUGAGCUGGACUCCUCCGGAGAAUCAGAACAUUGUGGUCAGAGGUUAUGCCAUUGGUUAUGGCAUUGGCAGCCCUCAUGCCCAGACCAUCAAAGUGGACUAUAAACAGCGCUAUUACACCAUUGAAAAUCUGGAUCCCAGCUCUCACUAUGUGAUUACCCUGAAAGCAUUUAAUAAUGUGGGUGAAGGCAUCCCGCUAUACGAGAGUGCUGUGACCAGGCCUCACACAGACACUUCUGAAGUUGAUUUAUUUGUUAUUAAUGCUCCAUACACUCCAGUGCCAGAUCCCACUCCCAUGAUGCCACCAGUGGGAGUUCAGGCUUCCAUUCUGAGUCAUGACACCAUAAGGAUUACGUGGGCAGACAACUCACUGCCCAAGCACCAGAAGAUUACAGACUCCCGAUACUACACCGUCCGAUGGAAAACCAACAUCCCAGCAAACACCAAGUACAAGAAUGCAAAUGCAACCACUUUGAGUUAUUUGGUGACUGGUUUAAAACCGAAUACACUCUAUGAAUUCUCUGUGAUGGUGACCAAAGGUCGAAGAUCAAGCACAUGGAGUAUGACAGCGCAUGGGACCACCUUUGAAUUAGUUCCAACUUCUCCACCCAAGGAUGUGACUGUUGUGAGUAAAGAGGGGAAACCUAAGACCAUAAUUGUGAAUUGGCAGCCUCCCUCCGAAGCCAAUGGCAAAAUUACAGGUUACAUCAUAUAUUACAGUACAGAUGUGAAUGCAGAGAUACAUGACUGGGUUAUAGAGCCUGUUGUGGGAAACAGACUGACUCACCAGAUACAAGAGUUAACUCUUGACACACCAUACUACUUCAAAAUCCAGGCACGGAACUCAAAGGGCAUGGGACCCAUGUCUGAAGCUGUCCAAUUCAGAACACCUAAAGCGGACUCCUCUGAUAAAAUGCCUAAUGAUCAAGCCUCAGGGUCUGGAGGGAAAGGAAGCCGGCUGCCAGACCUAGGAUCCGACUACAAACCUCCAAUGAGUGGCAGUAACAGCCCUCAUGGGAGCCCCACCUCUCCUCUGGACAGUAAUAUGCUGCUGGUCAUAAUUGUUUCUGUUGGCGUCAUCACCAUCGUGGUGGUUGUGAUUAUCGCUGUCUUUUGCACCCGUCGUACCACCUCUCACCAGAAAAAGAAGCGAGCUGCCUGCAAAUCAGUGAAUGGCUCUCAUAAGUACAAAGGGAAUUCCAAAGAUGUGAAGCCUCCAGAUCUCUGGAUCCAUCAUGAGAGACUGGAGCUGAAACCCAUAGAUAAGUCUCCAGACCCAAACCCCAUCAUGACUGAUACUCCAAUUCCUCGCAACUCUCAAGAUAUCACACCAGUUGACAACUCCAUGGACAGCAAUAUCCAUCAAAGGCGAAAUUCAUACAGAGGGCAUGAGUCAGAGGACAGCAUGUCUACACUGGCUGGAAGGCGGGGAAUGAGACCAAAAAUGAUGAUGCCCUUUGACUCCCAGCCACCCCAGCCUGUGAUUAGUGCCCAUCCCAUCCAUUCCCUCGAUCACCCUCACCAUCAUUUCCACUCCAGCAGCCUCGCUUCUCCAGCUCGCAGUCAUCUCUACCACCCGGGCAGCCCAUGGCCCAUUGGCACAUCCAUGUCCCUUUCAGACAGGGCCAAUUCCACAGAAUCCGUUCGAAAUACCCCCAGCACUGACACCAUGCCAGCCUCCUCGUCUCAAACAUGCUGCACUGAUCACCAGGACCCUGAAGGUGCUACCAGCUCCUCUUACUUGGCCAGCUCCCAAGAGGAAGAUUCAGGCCAGAGUCUUCCCACUGCCCAUGUUCGCCCUUCCCACCCAUUGAAGAGCUUCGCCGUGCCGGCAGUCCCGCCUCCAGGACCUCCCACCUAUGAUCCUGCAUUGCCAAGCACACCAUUACUAUCCCAGCAAGCUCUGAACCAUCACAUUCACUCAGUGAAGACAGCCUCCAUCGGGACUCUAGGAAGGAGCCGGCCUCCUAUGCCAGUGGUUGUUCCCAGUGCCCCUGAAGUGCAGGAGACCACAAGGAUGUUGGAAGACUCCGAGAGUAGCUAUGAACCAGAUGAGCUGACCAAAGAGAUGGCCCACCUGGAAGGACUAAUGAAGGACCUAAACGCUAUCACGACAGCAUGACGACCUUCACCAGGACAUGACUUCAAACCUGAGUCUGGAAGUCUUGGAACUUACCCUUGAAAACAAGGAAUUGUACAGAGUACGAGAGGACAGCACUUGAGAACACAGAAUGAGCCAGCAGACUGGCCAGCGCCUCUGUGUAGGGCUGGCUCCAGGCAUGGCCACCUGCCUUCCCCUGGUCAGCCUGGAAGAAGCCUGUGUUGAGGCAGCUUCCCUUUGCCUGCUGAUAUUCUGCAGGACUGGGCAUCAUGGGCCAAAAUUUUGUGUCCAGGGAAGAAGCGAGAAGUGCAACCUGCAUUUCACUUUGUGGUCAGGCUGUGUCUUCGUGCUGCGACUGCAUCACCUUUAUGGAGUGUAGACAUUGGCAUUUAUGUACAAUUUUAUUUGUGUCUUAUUUUAUUUUACCUUCAAAAACAAAAACGCCAUCCAAAACCGAGGAAGUCCGUGGUGUUCUCCACAAGUGGUUGACAUUUGACUGCUUGUUCCAAUUAUGUAUGGAAAGUCAUUGACAGUGUGGGUUGUUCCUGGGGUUGGCUUGUUUUUUGGUUUUGUUUUUAUUUUUUAAUUCUGAGUCAUUGCAUCCUCUACCAGCUGUUCAUCCAUCACUCUGAGGGGGAGGAAAUGUUGCAUUGCUGUUUGUAAGCUUUUUUAUUAUUUUUUUAUUAUAAUUAUUAAAGGCCUGACUCUUUUCCUCUCAUCACUGUGAGAUUACAGAUCUAUUUGAAUUGAAUGAAAUGUAACAUUGAAAAGACUUGUUUGUUGCUUUCUGUGCAGUUUCAGUAUUGGGGCGGGGUGGGGGGCUGAGGGUUGGUAAUAGGACAUGGAGGGGCUGCUGAGGUCCUGUGAAUGUUUCCGUCAUUGUACUUUCUUCCAGAAGCCUGCAGAGAAUGGAAGCAUCUUCUUUAUUGUCGUUUCCUGGCAUGUCCAUCCUUAUUGUCACUACAUUGCAACUGGAGUUUGAUUUGGAUCUGGUUUUAAAAUUCUUCUGUGCAAUAGGUGGGUUUGAGGAUUUAGCGGCCCUGAUGUCUUGGUCAUAGCCUGGUAAGAAUGUCCAUGCUGAGGAGACAGGUGUUGUAUUUCUAAUUGCCUGAGUCACACAGAAUAGGGUAAGAGCCUGACCCUAUUCUGUAAAUCAGAAAGCAAGGAUGGAGACCUUUCCUGCUGCUAUUAUUGGCUCUCUUUGAGGAAGUUGGAGGUUAAGGAAGGAACUUUGUUUCCACAUAAGACUCCUCCUCCUCUCUAGUUCCAGUCUUCAACCAGUCCAGCGCUCUCUUCCACAUUUCAGACCCCUUCCGAGAAAGCAUUAGCAGGAGGAAUGAGACAAGGCAGAGCUGCAGUGCCCCCUGAGGCUUCCACACAUCUUUCUGAAUAUUAUUUUUCAAGUAACAAGGGACAGAGACAGCGGAAGCAGCUGCCCGCUCCCCUGUCCCAGCAGCUCAGCUAAGCCCUGAUGAGAAUGAAGCCACAGGAGUUUCCUGAGGUGAACCCAACGGCUCAGCCACACUUGGAAGCCGUUGCCUUUGCACAUAGUUCUUGGGUUCUUUUUCCUAAAGAGGUAAGGAGCUGAGCUGUGUGGUUUUUUAAUAUUAAGAAUAUAUCAUGGAAAACACAGGACUGAUGCUCAGGCAUCUUCCUCUACUCCCCAACAGAUCUCCAGAAGACAGUGUGGAAGGCAGUGUAGACAGUAAAUCGGGCUUCAGUUCUAUAGCCAAGAAGAGAUCAGCUGCUGAAACCACCAGUGGGUACCCUAGGUCACCUGCCUUUGAACUUGGGGAUUUCCCACUUUUGGAUCUUACCACAUAUUUGCUUUUUCACAAGAUGAACUCUGUAUUUAUGAUUUGGAGGGCAGUGAAAGGUGCAAUGCGGGAGCUCCUGCUGCCGAGCUAGCUGAUCACGUGGGGGUGCCAGGCGGGACUCUGGAAAACCAGUGCACUUAAACUGAUCUUGAAGAGAGCUGUCCAAGCACUCUGGCCACCAGGAGGGCCAGGUUCCCCAGAAACUACCUUGUGCCCAAAGAACAUGCUCAGUAUUUGGGGCAUUUCGUCCCACGAACCCUGACCUUCUGUUACCUCAGGGCCUUGGUACCUGGAUACUGCCACAGAAUUGGGGCGGGUGGGGGAGGGGCCUAUUUUUAAAUAAAAUAACUGUUCAAAGUUGAGGGGUUUUUUUAAAAAUUAAGAAAAAGGAAAGCUAUUCUGUAUUGCACCUUUUCACAAUUUAAUACAUUUUCUUACGUUUUCCUGUGAUUUUUGAAACUAAACCAUUGCGUGUCUGUAGUGUCCUAGUUGAGCUGCUGCUCAGCGGCUUCCUCGGGGGAUGUGGAACGCCUGUGUCUGUCGCCGCACUGCCUGCGGGAGGGGCGCAGAGGGCUGCUGGGACUGGCGUCUGUACACACUUGUUUGGCCUUUUCUGUAGUUGAUGCUGUAAACUCUAUGGCUUUUUAAAAACGAUUUCAUGUUUUUAUUUAGUAUUGGAAAUCCAAUACACUUUUUUAAUCCAAUCAAA
Messenger RNA from Mandrillus leucophaeus (drill), 5660 nucleotides. RefSeq names its product neogenin 1 (gene NEO1). The record is from RefSeq and is a predicted model, not a curated record. The transcript is spliced from 22 exons. NCBI's taxonomy places the organism in Eukaryota, Metazoa, Chordata, Mammalia, Primates, Cercopithecidae. Gene Ontology annotation, cellular component: membrane. Gene Ontology annotation, biological process: cell-cell adhesion. The annotation marks the transcript as partial. Gene Ontology annotation, molecular function: protein binding.